CUAACUGACUUAAAACUGUAGGUUGUCUUGUGCGUUUAAUUUUUCUUUUUUGGACUACAUGGAAAUGUCCAUAAGCAGAAAUCUUGAGUAAUUUUUGGGAUGUGGGCUUAAUGCUUGGCGAAAGGUGAAAGCAAAUGUCACCAGUUCUGUACGGUAAUGUGCAGCAGAACCAGUUACUAGUAAGGUCGAAGCCACUUCUUGUUUCAGUCUGUAAAUCAUGUCUCAUACAGCAGCAAGGCAAUGGACAUUUUUCUUUUGUGGAGUGAUAAUUUGUACUUUUAAGUAGACUUUUAAUUUGACAUACUUUUGCAGUACAGUGGACAAAGGUUGGUUUGCUGUCACACUCCAGUUAAUCUUAAGUGCCCUCCAAGUCACUUUUCACAUGGACUCAACAAACGAAUUCCUCCGUUUUUGACCAGAGGUCACGUGGUUUGAGGGUGGCUGCAGUUUCCUGGUGACAGUGUCCAAUGACAAAAAUCCCUGUUCUGGUCCCAUUUUCUGGGUCAGUGGUGAGUGAUGUCAUCUGAGAACGGGGACGAGGCCAGCCCUUUGGGCGAGCUGGAGGUGAGAGGCCAACAACCAGAGCACACGGAGCGGGCGCGUGGAAACACCCAGCCCAGCGACAAACACAGCCAGGAGGGAUCUCAGGAGGACCUGGGAGAAGAAAGUGGGUCUUCAGCCCAUAGGAAAACACAGGAAGUGACAUCAGACCGGCAGGUUCAGGAGGAGGACAGGAGGACAUGUCCUGAGGAAACACAGGAGAGGUCUGUGAGAAGUCCAAAGCAAGAGACAGACAGCCAGGAUGGAGGGCCAGGUGUGUGUCUGGAGGAACGCUGCCCCAGCUUGGGCAAGCUAGGGGCCUCUGCCAGGGGAGUGGUGCCACCGUCAUAUCCAGAGAAAGAGAGGGAGAGGCGGGUAGAGGAGCCCAGAGGACAUGGGCCUUUCUACUUCUUUGGAGGAGCGAAUGGAGCUGCCAUAGUGACAUCUUACUGUGAGAGCAAAGGAUGGCAGCGGAUCUCUGACAAGCACAGAGAGGACUUUAAACUCAAGUGGUGUGAGACCAAAUCAGUAGCCACCUACUACAACUUCAGAGAGGGUGAACAGCUCAUCUACCAGAUCCCCAACAACAAGGUUCUGACCACUAAGAUCGGUCUGCUGAACAGCCUGAGAGAGUACGAUCGCGUGAGCAGCAAGGUCAACCAUGGACGAGGACUCAGGAGAUUAAAAAUGGAGGAGUUUUUCCCCGCCACCUUCCGUAUGGAUGUGAGGGAUGAGAGAGAAGCUUUCUUUUCUCAGCAGGAAGGUGUGUGUAGGGAGGAUAUCAGCAUGUGGAUAUGUAAGCCCACAGGCCUUAACCAGGGCAGGGGCAUAUUCCUCCUGCAAAGCCAGGAGGACAUCUCCGCCUUCAGACUAAAGCUGCAGAGCAACGAAGAAAGCCAGUGCAAUAGAAAGAUACCUGUCCGUGUGCCUCAGGCACGCAUUGUGCAACGGUAUGUCACAAACCCGUUACUCUUAAAGGGGAGGAAAUUUGAUGUGCGCUCCUACUUCCUGAUUGCCUGUACCAGACCAUACAUGGUGUUCUUUCGCCAUGGCUACGUACGAUUGACCUGUGAACUCUAUGACCCCAACUCCAAUAACCUCACUGCACACUUGACGAAUCAGUACAUGCAGAAGAAGAACCCUCUCUACAGUGUGCUGAAGGAGGAGACGGUGUGGUCCAUGGAGAGGUUCAACACGUACGUCAACGAGAAGUUCAAGGACGCCAAGGGCCUGCCUGACGACUGGGUGCUGGGUGUCUUCACUAAGCGAAUGCAACAGAUCAUGAUCCAGUGUUUCUUUGCUGUCAAAGCCAAGCUGGAACGAAAGCUGGGCUACUUUGACCUGAUUGGCUGUGACUUCAUGGUCGACGAGGACUUCAAGGUGUGGCUGUUGGAGAUGAACUGUAACCCAGCUCUUCACACCAACUGUGAGGUCCUGAAGGAGGUGGUGCCCAGCACUGUCGUGGAGACUCUGGACAUGACCCUGGAGAUCUUCAACAAGUGUCGCGGUGGGCUGAAGAUUGUCCCAUUGGCCAGUCAGAAGAACUUCAUUCUGUUGUACGAUGGCGAGACUCCUCCUCUUCCUGCCGUGACUCGUCCGAUCAAACCGUCCGGGGUGACCAGGACCCAGAGGCUGGAGAGCGUUCCGCAACAAAAACCCGUCAACAAAACUCCCACAGGUGAACCUCUAGUGAGGCAGAGGUCGUGGCGAGGGGUGAACAAGAUGCAGGAUCCUCCCACAACCGUUUCUCAUGCCCAGCCUACCAAUGACAGUUCCUCAACACUUGCUGUUGCAACAGCUGCAGUCGCCUCUUCCUCCACAGCCUCCUCCUCCACAGCCUCCUCCUUUGUAGCCUCCUCCUCCACAGCCUCCUCCUCCAUAGUCUCCUCCUCCACAGCAUCCUCCUGGACGUCUUCUACCACAAACGUGGCCCUCAGACCCCACCCCUCCCCGAAAGCCUCUGAGGCCCCCAGAUCUGCCCCUCGCCCCCCGAAGCCCGCACACGCCCGCAUGGAGCUCCCGCUUCGCAAGUGCACCUGGCUGGGUCGCGCCGGGAGCUCAGAGAGACCCCACAGAGCCCCGGAGCUCCAGACCAUGAAGAGCAUGUUCACCUCUCUCUCCACGUCGGCGCUGAGCGACGCCUCCGGACGGUCUCUCCGCCGCGUGGGGGUUACCAAGGCCCGUCCGGGGUCCGACCUGGGAAAGGCCCUCUCCUGCGCCAUCAAACCCACCCGGCUCCACCUGGCCCGGCCCGGCCCGGGACCGCCCGUGUGGACUGUGGACAGUGUGGCCAAAAAGAAGGAGGAGUUGACUGAGGAAGGGGAGCCCUUGAGGACAAACAGAGCCUCAGCCAAGUCAUGAUGCAGUGACACGUGAGGCUGUUCUGUAUAAUACAGACUGUGCUCUGCCAAGAUGGAUCAAAUAGUACCGUGUGGACAGCUGAUGUAUUUUCAGUUUUUUGAGCAAAAUAUCAGUGUCUCUAUGUCAUUGCAAAGAGAAGUA
Molecule: messenger RNA, 3042 nt
Organism: Hypomesus transpacificus
Lineage: Eukaryota; Metazoa; Chordata; Actinopteri; Osmeriformes; Osmeridae
Gene: ttll10
Product: tubulin tyrosine ligase-like family, member 10
Exons: 11
Coding region: 517-2901 (794 amino acids)
Biological process (GO): protein modification process
Source: RefSeq, a predicted model, not a curated record